Molecule: messenger RNA, 6937 nt
Organism: Drosophila eugracilis
Lineage: Eukaryota; Metazoa; Arthropoda; Insecta; Diptera; Drosophilidae
Gene: mmd
Product: disintegrin and metalloproteinase domain-containing protein unc-71
Exons: 25
Coding region: 1244-5680 (1478 amino acids)
Biological process (GO): membrane protein ectodomain proteolysis
Molecular function (GO): metalloendopeptidase activity
Source: RefSeq, a predicted model, not a curated record
ACGUUGUUUGCAAUUGCGGAAAGCGGUAGCGAGGCAUGAGACACGGCGUUAGUUUUUAAUUGAAAAGAGUGCAAGAUGCAAGAAUAGCCGAAUAGUUCGAGCAGCCAGCAGCCAGCAGAGCAAUAAUUAAUCGAGGAUUUAUUCGGAGUCGGCGCCCAAAAGAUCUAACUUAAAUAGUCAAAAUAGAAUAUUAAAUCAAUUAUUAUUGACAAAAGGCAGGCAAAAAGUAUAUAACCCAACAACGCAACGCAAAGAAAAAUCGGCUAAAAACCAGCACAUUUUAAUCAAAUAUGGGAAAAAUUAAAAUAGAAUAAAUAUAUAUAUAUAUUUCUCUAUAUAUACAUAUAUAUAUAUAUAUGCUGAAAGCGAAAGGAGAAAAGAUCAUAAAAUACAUAUUUUAUGAAAAUUUUUUGCAUAUUUUUUUACUGUUUGGCCAAAUAAUAAACUGAGUGUGUUCAUAAAGCAGUACAAUGUAAAAUUAUACGCAAAUUCAAACGCAAGGAUAACAAAUAACUAAAUUAGUUUAGAAACAAAAAAAGAAAACUGUUUCAAAUGGAUUCAGGCGAAUUUUCCGUAUUUCCAUAGCACCAAAGGUCAUCGCUUGCUGAGAAGUUGGUGCGGAUUUUGAUGCAUUUUAAUCGCGCUACGGUUGUUAUAGAAAAGCGUUUUGGGAAACGUACCAAAGAGUGAUUAUUAUAUUUGAAUUUGAUAUCAUUAUCUUGUUUAUUUUCCGAGCUUCCUUGAGCCAAGCCAAGCCAAGUCAGUUCGUCGUGUGAUGAAUGCACAAUCCCAGCAGAAUCUGCAACCCAUUAAAAACCAAGCCACAGCCUCAGUCACGAAUGCAAAACCACUGCCACUGACACACAGCAAAAGCAAAAUCCAAAUCGAAAUCUAAAUCCAAAUCCAGGCCCAGACCCAAUUCCAAAUCCAAAACAAAACAAAAACCAAAACCAAGGCCCAAACCCAAAUGAAAAUGAAAAUGCUUGGCUAAAGUGGUCGAAUCGAAUUUCCCAUUCCCAAUGGCUUAGAAACGAGGAGAGAGGAGAGAUUACUGCAAAUCAAUUCAAUACCACAGAUACUAAAAAAAGGGAAGUUAACUAAUGCAAACAGUAAUUUUUAAGUACCAUAUGAAGACAGUUUUCUAUAAAUUAUUACUGAGAGGAAUUAGGAGAGAAAACUAAGACUUAGAAGUGGGGCUGGAUUCGACAACUUCACUUUUAAUCACAAUAUUGCAGCCGCCGUCAUGUGGAUAAACAUCGCCUAUUUAAUCCUCAUCAUUGCUCAGCUGUGCGUUUUCGUCACAUCUGCGGGGGAAGCAGAUUACACACUAGAUGAUUCAUUUUGGAAUGAAGAAAGUCCUGUUGGUGAAGUGGAACGUUUACUUAAAGAAUACAGGCAAAAUCAAGAGCUUGUCCGUCGAAUUGGUGGUCACUAUUACCAAAUUAUAUAUCCAGUACAGCUGCGCCAUCACGAGAAGAUGGGCAUAUCCACGCGUGAAGUCAGUCUCCCUAAGCCGGGACAAAGACCUCGACCUCACGACGACAGUGGUUUUAACAGAGGAAGAACAAAGAAACACUUCCAUCGCACAUCGCUGCUAAUAAAAGCAUUUAAUCAUAAAUUCCGUUUGGACUUGGAGCUUAAUUCACAACUUCUUUCUCCAAAUAUACAGCAGAAACAUUACCACGUGGGUGGAUAUCUUGUCGAUGGAAACCGACAUGAUAUCGAGCACUGUUACUACCAUGGGACCGUAAAGGAUUAUCCUGGUGCCAGCGCAGCUUUCCACACCUGUAACGGCGUCAGUGGCGUCAUACACAUUGGCAACGAAACUUUCGUUAUUCAUCCCUUUUAUGGCGGGGAUCUAUCGAAACAUCCUCAUGUUAUUUUCGAGGCCCGGACAAAGGCGAACAAAGGAUGUGCCAACUCGGGAAAUCUGGACUCGUGGCGGCUGUCGCGUCGCACAAAGCACUUGUCCGCCGGAGUUGCGGGCGUCGUUGAGGAGAUCCUGCAGGGCGGCAUGGGACGCAAUAAACGGGACGUCAGGGAGGCCACCAAGUACAUUGAAACGGCCAUUAUUGUCGACAAGGCAAUGUUCGAUAAACGAAAUGGCAGUACUCGCGCGGAGGUUAUCCACGAUGCCAUUCAGGUUGCCAACAUAGCCGAUCUGUAUUUUCGCACUCUAAAUACCCGUGUUUCGGUUGUAUACAUUGAGACUUGGGGCAAAAAUCAGGCCAUUAUCGAUGGAAGUAAGGAUAUUAGCAAGGCGAUAUCUAACUUUAACGAUUACACCUCGAGAAAUCUGUUUCAAAUCGAGCGGGACACCACGCAGCUGCUCACUGGUGAAACAUUUGCCGGUGGAGAGGCUGGCAUGGCCGUGCCCGAAACUGUUUGCACACCACGUGCUGUGGGCAUCAGCGUGGAUGUCAACGUGUAUGAACCCCACCUUUUGGCGGGCACAAUGGCCCACAUGAUUGGCCAUAACAUCGGCAUGGGACACGACGACGGACGCGAGGAGUGCUUCUGCCGCGACUGGCACGGUUGCAUCAUGGCCCAGUCAAUUGUGGGCCAGGAGAAUGUCCAGCCAUACAAAUUUUCCGAGUGCAGUAAAAAAGAUUACAUUGACGCAUUGCGGACUGGCCACGGAUUGUGUUUGCUCAACAAGCCAAAUGAGAUUGAAUUACGACGAAAUUGCGGAAAUAAGGUAGUUGAAGAAGAUGAGGAGUGCGAUUGUGGUACUUUCGAGGAGUGUUCUAUGGACCCGUGCUGUGAUGGCAUUACAUGUAAACUAAAAUCGGAGGCCCAAUGUGCCAGUGGUGAAUGCUGUGACCAAUGCCGCUUGCGCCCAAAGGAUCACAUUUGUCGUGACACCAAUAAUGAGUGCGACCUUCCUGAAUUUUGUGAUGGCGAAAUUGGCCAAUGUCCAUCUGAUGUAUUUAAGAAGAACGGAUCCCCAUGCGGACUUAGCAAGUCUGGCAUCUCAGGUUAUUGUUUUCAAGGAUAUUGCCCCACGCUGAGUUUGCAAUGUGAGGCCAUAUGGGGUUACGGGGGAUCAGCAGCGGAUCGCCAGUGCUAUGAACAAUUUAAUUCUAAAGGCUCAAUAAACGGGCAUUGCGGACGAGAUGCCAAUGAGCAUUAUAUUAAGUGUGAUCCAGAAAACGUCCAGUGUGGAACCCUUCAGUGCAAGGAUGGUGAACGUCAACCAGUUAACGAUGGUAUCGACCAGCUUUAUUCACGAACAAUCAUUUCGAUCAAGGGCCAGGAAUUCGAAUGCAAGGCGACCAGCGGGCAAGUGGGCUCCAACAGUUAUCCAGAACAUGGCCUGGUCAAGGAUGGAACUCCGUGCGGUGAUAAUCUAAUAUGCCUGAACCAAACGUGUGUCAGUCUCUUUCCCCAUGUGGAUCAAACCAAGUGCCCAGCAAAUUCACAGGGUCAAGAGUGCUCCGAACACGGUGUCUGCACGAAUACGAACCGCUGUUUUUGCGAUAUGGGAUGGGGCGGUAACGACUGUAGUUCUAUCGUGCUCCUCACAACAGCACUGCCAACCGAAGCACUGCCCACCCCGGAAAAUACUAUCAAAAUGGAAAAGAAAGAAACCCCAUAUGAGAACUACCACGGCUCAAAUACAGUGUUCCUAGUCGGUGUUCUAAUGUCAGUUGUAGGGUUCGUUUUUAUAACAUUCACCUUGAUGGCAUUGUGCUACAGGUCAGUUGUAGUACAUAGAAACUUCUCCCUGUGUCUAAGGCGAAAGACCACUACGCUAAAAUACGAUCCGCCCUAUUCGAAGAAACCGAUUGCAAAAAGUUACGGUGGAGCGGCAACUGCGCCGAAUCAUCAUUCUGUUGAAGAGGUCUCCUUGGAUGGAUCCAGCAAGUUAGUCUAUGCCAAUCAAACUGGCUUCAGGGACAAGGGCAUUCAUGGACGACGCUACACGACAUGUGGCGAGGACGAUCAGUCACAUGCAGAGAAGGGUAUAUUAAAGAAGCACGGCUAUGGUCUGGUGCACGGUGAGCAGCUAAAAGAUAAAUGGGGCGAUGACAAUCAGUCCGAUAACCUCGAGCUUAUAACCCAAGACGGCACCCUGGCAUCGACGAGCGGCGGUGCGGCUGCCUCCGAAGUGGAGCGUACGUUGAAGUCUCUGAAUGGGUAUCAUGAGGAUAUAUUGGAGGCGCUGCGCAAUGCUGCCACACACCGUGGUACCGGAACCGGAAACACGCCCGUUGGCAGCGGCAGUCUCAGCGAAGAGAUGUUGCGAAAAACGCUGCAGGAUUGCAACAACUCGCAGCUAGGAUACUCGGCUGAGCAGUAUAAACGGAAUAUUGGAUCGAAAUCGAGUUCGCGGGAGAAUAUCUGCGAUAAUGCCGCCGUACAUGCGAUCAUACUCGACGGCAGCGGAGCUGGCCUCGGUAGUAUGGGACUGGGAUCGAGCGUGGGAGCCGGUGGCGGAUCGACGACUAUAUCGGGGGGUAUACCGCAUGGCGGUACAAUGCUGCACCAUCAUCGAUCGCAACAUCAGCUGCAUCAGCCCUCGACGGUCGCAUUGCAGCCGCAGCAGCUGGAUGAUGAUGAUGCUCCGUCGACCGGACCGCUGCGAAUACGUAAUCUGGAGGAUUUAAUAAGGCAACUUGAGCACCACUCGUCCCGUCAUAUGAGUCCCAGCGGAUCCGAGGAUAUACGAAUGUCGGAAACAGAAGCCGAUCGACACUAUAGAUUAGAAAGUUCCGCAGCUUGUAGUGAGUCAUCUCAAGGCUCCAAUCAGCAAAUACCACAAUCUCAGAAAACCGCUACAAUUCAUGCGUCUUACAGCAGAAGCUGUCGUCCCCGUUCCGAUGAGGAGUCAAGAUUCACAUUCGGUGGACGCUACCGGCAGCCGGCAUCUUCAGGACGACACGCGCCGCACCAGUCGCAUUCACCUCACGCAUUCGGGCACCAUACGCACCACUCCCAUGCCCACGGACAUGCCACGCACGGUCCACACUCGUCGCACCACUCAUCACACACUCAUUUGCAGCAGGAGGACGAGGGCAUCUAUGAAACCGCUGACCACCACGAGCGCCAAGUGGUUGACGCUCGGCUAGACUGCCAUGAGACACCAGAUAGCGAGAGUGAUGACUUUAUUCAAGCUCAACAACAGUUAGCCCGGUGGGCGAGUGAGGAUGUGGUAUCCGUCGUGGUAUUGGACCAGCCGCCAUCCGGUACAAUGUCGGAUUCCCAACCAUACAUCGACGUCGGACCCAUUUCGGGGGCUAUAACGCAGCAGCAUCCGCAUCAGCAGCAGCAGCAUCCGCAUCAGCACCACGGCGAUCAUCAUCAAUCCUCCGCAGCGGCAUCGGGAUCGGGAGCGGCAGCGGCGACGGCGGUAGCCAACAAUUCCAUAAUGGCUUUGCCAAUCGUCCCAAAUGGUAUAAAUGUAAGUCAGAGGGACUAUUAUCCAUCCCCGCCCUCAACGGAAACGGAAAGCAGUGGAAGUGUUAUCCAGCCGCCCAUUCGUCGCGGUUUGCAAUCGGCAGCAGACACGGCGGCACUAAAUCAACAUCAGCAUCAGCAGCAGUUGCAGCUACUUCAGCUGCCAAUUUAUCAGCAGCAUCAGCAUCAUCAUCAGCAAUCAGGCGAUACCAGCAGCAGCAACAACAGUCAGUCCGAACAAAUCAUCGAGAAUGGCUGCUACCCGGAAUAUAAGCAUUGAUAUUGUUAUCUAUAUCAUAGACAUGAUCAUGAUCAUCGUUAUGAUCAUCAUCAUUGUUAUGGUUACAUCCAGAAUCGCGCAUAGGAUCAACAAUCAGCCACGCCCACUCCACUCACAUGUGCCCGGAGCCAGCGCGCAGCUAGCUUUCUCUCUAAAUAAUGAAGUUUGUAUCGACCUUUAUGAUUACUUUAGCCUAGUUACCAAUACGUUGCUCGUGUAUAAGCACAUAAAUAAAUUUAAUUUUAAGUAGUUAAGUAUAUAAAUGUAAAUGUGAAGACAAAAACAAAACUAGUUAACGUAAAAUGGAGCGAAGCAAAACCAACACAAACAAAACCCAAGCAAAAUAAAAAAAAAUUAAAAAUACAAGGAGGAUAAACGGAAAAUGGAAAAUGAAAAACAAACUUAACAAGCAACAAAAAAUGUGUAUUCUUAUGUGUGAGUGGUAAAUACAUAGCCAUACUUUAUUCAUAGAUUAAUAAACAAUUAUUAAGUGAGUACAUCCCAAUUUAUAGUUAUAGUCGUAACAAGUGCGAUACGUAUUAACAACAACAACAACAACAGCAUUAACGAAAUAAAAAUAAAUAAAUUGGGAAAUAUUUACAUAUUUUUUGCAUACCUCGGACCAAGCAAUGCCAACGUUCGAGUAGGAAAACUUUCAGAAAACCGAAAAAAGACACAAAACCAAAAAGACAAAAAAAACAAAAACUGGAAAAAAAUAAAUAAACACAAAACCGCAGCUGUAAAUAUGAAAAAAAAAAUUAAUAUUUAUGCUAGUUAGUAAAUUAUACGAUCCUUUGCUGGACGUGUAGAGAACUUGAACAUUUCGAUGGUCACGGAUAAGCGGCAGGAAAAAUACAAUUGUGCACUGGGCCCAGCCCGGGCUUUAAAAACCCCCUUAUUGGGGCAAUCUUACACCGACUGAUAGAAAAUUUUGGGCUAUAUUGCCAGUUCUCGUUCAAUAAUCUUAAAAAAUAAAAAACCAAGAAAACAAAAAAAAAAACGAAGUGAAAAUGAAAAUGAAAAAACAAAAACGCUAUAUACAUAAAUAAUUAAUAAUUCAAGGAAAACAAGAAAACAAAAAAUUAAAUCGGAAAUAUUAAUAUCUGUAUGGUUAAAGUAUGAAUAUGAUCAACAUAAAAUUAAGGACAAUGCUAAUGUUAAUUUAUCGGUUUUGAAACAUCAGUAAUAUAUCGUAUUGUACCGUAAAUUAAGCCAUUUAGAAUGAAACGUACGAAUUAAAAUUAUUUUCCAGCUUUA